Molecule: messenger RNA, 3336 nt
Organism: Ctenocephalides felis (cat flea)
Lineage: Eukaryota; Metazoa; Arthropoda; Insecta; Siphonaptera; Pulicidae
Exons: 9
Coding region: 1-3336 (1111 amino acids)
Source: RefSeq, a predicted model, not a curated record
AUGAUACCCGCGGUCGUGACUACCGGCAUAGAUCGGACACAUCGUUCCAUCGAACAUAAUGCGGGUUCUAAUAUUUUCGAUGCCGCUCGAUUUUCGGGUUCCCAACAACCAGUUUCUUUGGGAGAACGUGGAACCAAGGCGCCGAGAGAAUUGCAACGACUCAAUCUAGAAUAUGAUAGACAUAGGCAUCUGUAUAGCUGGAUCGAAGAUUCAUCGGCGAUUGGUUUCAACAGGCAAAGAGAUCAGAUGCAACAAAAUCAAGUUUUACAGCAAAAACAACAUUCAAAACAUCAGCAACUCAAAAGACAUUUGUCCCAUGAUGUGGUAUCGAGUGGGGAGCAACUUCAUACGACUCAAGUUAUCGUAGAUGUGGAAAAUGCGCCUGCAAAAGACGAUUCUUCGAAACGGGCAUCAGCAUUAUCGAUAAUUAAGAAACUGUCUCCAUUUGAUGGUGGAUCAAGGAGCGAUCAUUCAAAUUCCUUGGAAUCUAAUCCCGAUCAGAAAAAAUCUAUGACCGCUUCAAGUGGAGGUAGUUCCAAGUUCAGGACAGCUAGUUCUGGGUCAAAAACAUCCCAACACGGUGGAGCUGUUACAAGCGAAGACCCUCUCGGAGAACUGAGGUGGGAUAAACCUCUACCUCUGUCAGUAUUUGUGGAAAGAUAUUCUUUGCCCAAGUUGGUCAGAAUAAAUGACAAUCCAGUGGCCGAAAUGUUGUGCAGACAUUUACCUAACCAUGCAGACGUCACCGCCAGGAUAGCGCGUGCCAGAAGUGGUAGGAACGCUGGAAGGAUACUGAGGAUACCGAAAAGUUACCAAGUAAUCGUCGAUGUGGAAAAUGCGCCUGCAAAAGACGAUUCUUCGAAACGGGCAUCAGCAUUAUCGAUAAUUAAGAAACUGUCUCCAUUUGAUGGUGGAUCAAGGAGCGACCAUUCAAAUUCCUUGGAAUCUAAUCCCGAUCAGAAAAAAUCUAUGACCGCUUCAAGUGGAGGUAGUUCCAAGUUCAGGACAGCUAGUUCUGGGUCAAAAACAUCUCAACACGGUGGUGCUGUUACAAGCGAAGACCCUCUCGGAGAACUGAGGUGGGAUAAACCUCUACCUUUGUCAGUAUUUGUAGAAAGAUAUUCUUUGCCCAAGUUGGUCAGAAUCAAUGACAAUCCAGUGGCCGAAAUGUUGUGCAGACAUUUACCUAACCAUGCUGACGUCACCGCCAGGAUAGCGCGUGCCAGAAGUGGCAGGAACGCUGGAAGGAUACUGAGGAUACCGAAAAGUUACCAAGGAUGGUUUUCCUUGGUCAGUGACAAAGGUGACGCCGUUGCAGCAGUGCACACGACGCUGAUGCAGUUGGUUCGAGAACGAGUUUACAAAUUUGUUUCAACUGAACCUUUUGCAGCCUACUCGGAAACGCUCGCAGGUCGAGCGCAAUAUAUCCGAGGAAUGGCACGAGCUGGUCAAGUCUACAGAUUAUUAGCUGUUUUCCAAGACGGGGCUGGUGAUUCCAGUAACGGAAAUAAUAAAGAUGGAAAAGGCCAAUAUGCACAACUUUUAGGAGACAAUCAACAGAUUAUUUACGUAUCACUGUCAACCAAAGGAAAAUUCUAUGAAACCUCAAGCAGUUUACCAGCGCCUGGAAAGCAGUCAAAUUUUGAUAAAGAUUGCGUUCAUAGACUACCAAAUAUUCUUCAGCAUUGUGAUUUACCUGUAAACGUGAAACUUAUAUCAGGUCCGUUACCGGACUGCAUGAGUCAAGAUUGUUCAGAUAUUCUCACAUUGCAAAGUGUAUCCUCUGAACCCAUGCUCGUCACAUGUUCUCUAACUGAAAAUCCUGAAGGCAGCGAACUGCAGUACCAGCUCACCAAGACAACAGCUAGUCCGGACGUCACAGUGUCAAGGUGUAUAGUAGGACCAGACACGGAGCAUCGAUUAUAUAAAUCUGCUUCCGCUCAAAACGUUUUAGCAUUCUGCCAGAACAAUUUGGAUUCAUGGUUCCGCAGAAUAGAGGUAGUUGAUGCCCCACCAGUCCCCGAAAAUGACAAAUACGAAAAUAUUUUGAACAAAAUCGAUGGCUUAAAACUCCUAAAAUCCGCGAGUUUUGCCAAAUUUUUACGCGGCGAUAACAAGCAUUCCCCGUCACACGAAAAGGAAGAUUCUAUCAUAUUUUUGAGUAAACACGAUUUAGAAUCGAUGGAAAGUGAUAACAUGAAGAAGAAGCAUUCGUCAGAUUAUAGUUUGGAUAAAAUGUCUUCAGAAAUUUCUAGCAAGAUGAAAGUUUUUGAACCUUCAAAAAGAACUAAAUGGUUCAAACAUUUCAGAAUAUUAAACACCAGCGAGCAAAAAGAUUACAGGCAAGAAAUUACUGAAAAAUACAGAGAAUUUGUUGAUCCUUUUGAUCCUAAUGACAAAAGUAAAUCAAUAGAAAGAUAUCAAGAUAUGGCGAAAUUGAUUGAGGAACGAUUCGGUAAAAAGUUCAGCACCCAAGAUAAAACUCCGCCCGUUAAAAACGACUCACUAAAGAAAGUUUUAACAAAAAGCAUUUCAGUGCAGACAAAUUGUCCUGAUAAUUCCUUAGACUGUUCUGAGAACGAUGAGAAUAAGUCAAUUCAGCCAGAUGUUAUUCCUUUAGAAGACUUGAAUAAAAUAGAAAAAUAUGAUGAAAUUUCUGAUAGAACUAAUUCUGGACAAAAAACUUCAUUUUUCACUGAAAAGUUAUGUGCAGAAUUCCACGUGAAAACGAAACAACUAAGUAAGUCGACUUCGAGUCUCAAUACUAUAUUGCACUUCAGCGUACCACAAAAAAUGAAUGUAAUAGAAUUAAGAAAAGAAUCUCAAUCAAGUGAAUCUAUCACUAAAGCAACAGUGCAUUUUCCAGAACACAAAACAAACGAGGAAGAAAUCAGUAAUAUUCAAAACAGAAAAUUGCCUGAAAUCGAUGACUUGCCUUACAGUACAGUGCGUGAUCGAUUGGAUAAUAAAAACCAAACCCAAAAAAUCUUUGAAGAAGAAAUCUGUCCAGAAGAUAAUGAGAAUAUUUACGCCGAGAUUUGCGGUGACAGCAUCAAUUUUGAGAACGGUCUGUUUGUUAACAAUAAUGAAAUUGACGCUAUUAUUCUUGAUACGUCUAUUGACGCAGAUCCGAUAAAUCUGAAUUCGGGUACUACUUCUUCUUCAAGUAGUGCAGGCAAAAAAAUUGUAUCAGAGAGUAGCAUCAAGAUUAAAGUCGGAUGCGAUGAAGGUUUUGUCGAUACCGAAAAUAUAACAGUCAUCGAAAGUGAUAAUUGUUAUAUGAAUGUUGUAGAAUCGAUAGAUGACACUGAAGCGUUUUACAACACUUUGAAAUAA